Molecule: messenger RNA, 771 nt
Organism: Botrytis byssoidea
Lineage: Eukaryota; Fungi; Ascomycota; Leotiomycetes; Helotiales; Sclerotiniaceae
Exons: 2
Coding region: 1-771 (256 amino acids)
Source: RefSeq, a predicted model, not a curated record
AUGGUUCAAUCUACCUAUGAUACUCUGUUCAGCAAGGACAUGACCUCUACAGGACAAGUCUCAUCUGCCCCAGCUGUCACAAAGAGCAAGAUCUUUGAUUGGCAAAAUAACUCUCCACUCAAACUCGGAAAGCAAAUGAUCACAAUCACUGCCGGCGCUCAUCAACAAAAGUUCCUAGUUCAUGCCGACCUUAUUACUCUUCAACCUCGUAUCUUCCGUCGUCUUCGAAUCUCUAGAUCGGUUGAUUCAGGUAUAUCAUCAGGGUGGUUUGAUGUUUAUCAACCCGUUUCGUGCUCCGUAUUUGUCCGCCUUCUUCAAUUUGCCUAUCAUGGAAAAUUGUUUCCUGGGAUCUCCCUCGAUACAUUAUGGCACCUAUACCUCUUCGCCAACAAGAACAAAGCCCUAGAUCUUGAGGAUAUUAUCAUGAAUCGAAUUAUGGCUACGUAUCGACCCGAUAAGCAGGUCUUCCCAGAACCAAGACAUAUUGAACUUGGGUAUAAAUAUAUGAAGGAGAAUUCUGCCGGGAGAAAGUUUCUUGCUUUGUGUUAUGCUGCUAUGAUGCAUGUUAAUACAAAGCUACCCUCAACUUCUACCUAUAAUAAGGAAGCUCUAGUAGGAUUAGGGAAGAAGUGCGAUGGUCUCUUGAUCGAUGUCGCUAAUCUCACGAAUGGCAAGGGGUCUAUCAAUAUCUCAGAGUGGGAUCCCAGAUAUGCUCCUGAAUGCUUGUAUCAUCAUCAUGCAUGGGGAGUAGAAUGUCAGAAUCUCAGUUGA